Molecule: messenger RNA, 1368 nt
Organism: Synchytrium microbalum
Lineage: Eukaryota; Fungi; Chytridiomycota; Chytridiomycetes; Synchytriales; Synchytriaceae
Exons: 9
Coding region: 1-1368 (455 amino acids)
Biological process (GO): aromatic amino acid catabolic process; L-tyrosine biosynthetic process
Molecular function (GO): pyridoxal phosphate binding; aromatic-amino-acid:2-oxoglutarate transaminase activity; L-2-aminoadipate:2-oxoglutarate transaminase activity
Source: RefSeq, a predicted model, not a curated record
AUGUCGUCUAUCUCGUCGCAAACCAAGACCAACAAGCCUCAAAAACUGGCCAGAGAUUUCUCGAGUUUCCUCGCCGACAAUGUUAGAGCUCGAGAACGAACUGGGCUAAAGAUGUAUUACAAGUACCUUACGACUCCUGGAAUAGUCUCGUUAGGAGGUGGUUUUCCUCCCGUGAACGUCUUCCCGUUCAAGUCUACCUCAUGGACUGUCCAAAACGCUGCUACAUCUGGAAAUGCAUCAACCUUUCAGAUCCCAGCACAAAACAGUCGUGGCGCACUGGGUCUCGAAAAGGCCCUACAAUACGGAAACUCGGACGGCCAUCCCGAACUAUUGGCUGUAUUGCAAGCUCACGUUGCCAAGUUUUUGAGACCUCAAUACGACGAUUAUCGUGUUAUUGUCACAAGUGGAUCCAUCAACGGCAACAUGAUGGCGUUCUCGAUUCUCGGCAACAAGGGCGACUAUUUCCUGGUCGAAGAAUACACCUUCUCGGCUUCUCUCGAACAAAUCAGAGUAUGUGGAGUAACACCUCUGCCAGUGAAGUGCGAUGCUGAGGGAAUGGUCCCCGAAGACAUUAUCAAAGUAACUCGAGAGGCUAGAGCACAGGGUAAAAUCGUCAAGGCUGUUUAUACCAUCCCAACAGCACAAAAUCCACUUGGUACGAGCAUGGGCAUCGAGCGGAGGAAGGCAUUCUUGCAAGCGUGUAAGACAUUGGAUAUCAUGAUCAUAGAGGACGACCCAUACCAAGCCCUCGAGCUUCCCGCCUUCACCCCAACCGACGCCACCACCCCCGACUCACUCCUCGAAUCAACCUACACGCACCCCGGCCUCUACGGCCUGCGCCCACCAAUCCUAUCCUUUGACGACGAGGGCCGCAUAAUCUACCUCUACACAUUCUCCAAGAUAUUCGCACCGGGCAUCCGUCUCGGAUUCGCAGUAGCCAACAAACAGUUUGCGGAAAAGAUGGUUAUGGUGGGCGAGCAGCAUAGUUCUCCGAACGGGAUCUCGCAGGCAAUUGUUACGAAACUGUUGACUGAGUGGGGGAGUGAGGGGUUGCAUGUGCAUAUGCAGGGCUUGCAGAGGUUUUAUACGCAUAAGAGGAAUGUGGUUGUGAAAGCUGCGUUGGCUGCUUUUGCACCGCGACGGGCGGGGGAUGGGGCUUGUGCAGAGUUUGUUAUACCUUCUGGAGGCAUGUUCGUAUGGCUCAAGGUAAAUUUGCCACCAAAUGCACCACCAGGCACACUCUGGAAACUCUUUGAACUAGCCUCCUUUGCACCUGACGAAAAAUUAAUUAAAGGCAUGACAAUCUUUGGUGACGCAUGCCGUGAAUUUGGAUGUGGCACCAGCACUUUAAUGUUUCCUAAACUAUAA